Messenger RNA from Colletotrichum paranaense, 1593 nucleotides. RefSeq lists its product as uncharacterized. Bases 1 to 1593 code for a protein of 530 amino acids. Gene Ontology annotation, cellular component: membrane. The transcript is spliced from 11 exons. Gene Ontology annotation, molecular function: carbohydrate:proton symporter activity. Gene Ontology annotation, biological process: transmembrane transport; carbohydrate transport. The record is from RefSeq and is a predicted model, not a curated record. NCBI's taxonomy places the organism in Eukaryota, Fungi, Ascomycota, Sordariomycetes, Glomerellales, Glomerellaceae.
AUGGGUGGCUUCAAGGCUGUCGAGGAUCGGCCCACGCCGAAGGAGGUGUACAACUGGAAACUUUACAUCGAGGCAGGAAUCAUCGCCAUGGGAUCUUUCCUUUUUGGCUACGAUUCAGCGUUCAUCGGAACCACGAUUGCCCGCAGCAGUUUCAAGAGAGACUUUGGGAUCAACUCUGGAAACUCGAAUAACAUCUCGAGCAAUAUCACAUCAGCUUUUCAAGCCGGAGCCUUGGGCGGCGCAGUUCUUUGCUUCUUCAUUACUGAACGCUUGGGUAGAAAGUGGACUCUCCAGGCUAAUGUUGUUAUCUUCCUCGUUGGCGCUAUUUUGAUGACUGCCGCCACAAACCAGUUGUCCUUCAUCUACGCGGGUCGCGCCCUUACUGGCAUCGGCUGUGGUGGUAUCACAGCUACGGUCCCGUCCUACAUCGGAGAAUUAUCGAUCCCCUCCAUCCGCGGUAUCCUCACCGGUCUCUUCGAAGUCGCAUACCAGAUUGGCAGUGUCAUUGGUUUCUGGAUCAACUACGGCAUUACGCAAACCAUCGACCCGAGCCUGCCUGUUAGCUGGAGAAUCCCAAUGGCAUUCCAACUCGUCCCCGCCGGCAUCCUCUUCGUCGGAGUCUUCUUCAUUCACGAGAGCCCCCUCUGGCUUCUGCGUAAGAACAAGACGGAACGCGCCCACAAGGUUCUCGAGGGUCUCAGGGGACUGCCGAUCGACCACAAGUACAUGCAAGAAGAACUCGACCAAUUCCAGAAGAAACUCGACGAAGAAAGAGCCGUUUCAUUGCAGUACGGAACCGGACAAUGGGCAUACCUCCGCGGCGUCGCCAACAUGCUGGCCCGCAAGGGCAUGUGGAAUCGCCUUGUCCUCGUCUUCUGUGCCUUCGCUCUUAACAACCUUUCCGGAGCUGCCGCUAUUAACUAUUACUCACCCACGCUUUUCACAUCGAUCGGCAUCACUGAUGUUUCUCUAUACACCGGUAUCUACGGACUGAUCAAGGCCAUUGCAUCUAUUAUUUACUUUAUCUUCCUCAUCGACCUCCUCGGAAGACGUUGGCCUGCCAUCGUCUCCUCAUUCAUCUGCUCGAUGUGCCUCUUCAUUGUUGGUGCAUACGUGAAGAUUGGUCACCCUGCCGACAUUAUCGCCGCCGGAAAGGAGCUAUCUGCCUCUACCGCGGCUGGUGGUAAGGCAGCUACUGGCAUGAUCAUGAUCUACUCUAUCUGCUGGUCUUUCGGCUUGAACGGUAUUCCUUGGAUUGUCAGUGCCGAAAUCUUCCCCGGUGCCCUUCGCAACUUCACCGGCACCUAUGCUGCUCUCGUUGUCUGGGCUACUCAAUUCGCCAUCACCAAGGCCAUGCCCUACAUUUUCAGCUCUUUCGGCUACGGAACUUGGUUCUUCUUCGCUUCGUGGAUGAUCAUCGCCACCUUGUGGGGCUACUUCUUCUUGCCAGAGACCAAGGGUCUUACCAUGGACCAAAUGGAUGUCAUCUUCGGCUAUGCUCAUGAUGCUCGCCCUGAACCUUCAACUAAGUUUGUCGACGCCACAUUCGAUGACAACAAGGCGAAGUCGAGCGAACACACGGAGGCUGUUUAG